Molecule: messenger RNA, 1052 nt
Organism: Harpegnathos saltator (Jerdon's jumping ant)
Lineage: Eukaryota; Metazoa; Arthropoda; Insecta; Hymenoptera; Formicidae
Product: lysM and putative peptidoglycan-binding domain-containing protein 4
Exons: 3
Coding region: 199-900 (233 amino acids)
Source: RefSeq, a predicted model, not a curated record
GUGAUAUAUGGUUUAAUAUCUUUGUCCAAGAAAGACGAACUUAUUUUAAAUACAAUAUUAGAUAAUAAAAUAUUAGAGAAAUCAGUGAAUAUAACGUGCAAGAAAUGCAAAAGUGCCGUGUAAUUCGAGGUUAUGCAACUAAUAUUUUAACGUGUUACUGUUUUAUUUUUUAAGUUUAUGUAACACUUUUGUAACAGAAUGAUGAACAGACAGGGAAUUCAUUUACGUGGAAACCAAAAGGAAGGUUCUCCACAUUAUGUAUAUUUGGAUGAAGAAGACUGCGAUGAGAACAUUAUCCUACUAAAUAUCAAUCAAUCCUCAUCAAGGCUUCAUAAGAUUGAGGUGAUCAAUGUGGAAGUAAAACCUGGUGAUACUUUACAAGCAUUAGCGCUUCGUUAUAGUUGUACAAUAUCUGAAUUAAAGCAAAUUAAUAAAAUUGACAAAGAGAAUGAAAUACAUGCCAAGCCUUAUAUCAAGGUACCUGUACAGCCAUUUUCUGUUUUAACUGAAAAAAAGUGUGAUAAUGUUGUAUCAGCACAAAACAGUGAAGAAGAAUCUGUGAAACAAGAAUUAAACUUAAAUUCCACUUCAACUAAUAUACAAUCUUCAGGUAGUGAAAUUAAUUCAAUUAUAUUAAAUUCAGUAUGUACACCUUUAUUGCCACACAACAACAUUAAAAUUUCACAUACAGAAAACAAUAGUUUAGCUAGCAAUAGACAACGUACAGGAAUAAUGAGAGAUAUAUUCAAUUGUUCUGGAGAUGAUUGUGGAUUGUCUUGGAGGCAACUUUUCAUAUGUGCUUUCCUAGUAGUUUUUAUAAUACCUAUCAUAUAUAUAUACAUAUAUAUAACUAACAUAUUUGGACGUGCAUUGAAGAAAAAUGUAACUACAACUAACUGAUAUUUUUCUGCAAACAAUUAAGAUAGAAAACUAAAAGAGGAUAAAAAGGUAUUUUCUAAAGUAUUCAAAUGUAAUUGGACAUGCUAAAAUUGCAUUUGAGUUUUAAAUUGCACAGAUAUGAUUCUUUUUUUACAGUGUGUGUGUAUAUAUGU